This is a messenger RNA of Oncorhynchus gorbuscha (pink salmon), 1307 nucleotides long. Its product is annotated as LIM/homeobox protein LMX-1.2-like. NCBI's taxonomy places the organism in Eukaryota, Metazoa, Chordata, Actinopteri, Salmoniformes, Salmonidae. The coding region runs from base 83 to 1288 and encodes 401 amino acids. Gene Ontology annotation, cellular component: nucleus. Gene Ontology annotation, molecular function: RNA polymerase II transcription regulatory region sequence-specific DNA binding; DNA-binding transcription factor activity, RNA polymerase II-specific. The record is from RefSeq and is a predicted model, not a curated record. The transcript is spliced from 8 exons. Gene Ontology annotation, biological process: regulation of transcription by RNA polymerase II; neuron differentiation.
UUGCCUCUGCAAAGAAGUUCAGUGUGCAACAAGGAGGGGUUUGGGGUGGAAAAGACCACACUGUCUGUGACCAUACAUUGUUAUGGAAAUUGCAACAGGUCUCGAAUCAUUGGAGAGACGCUUCUCGGCAAGGAAUCAUUCUGCCUGUUCAAAGAUGCUGGACGGUAUUAAAAUCGAAGAUCAUUUUAGAACGGGAGCGGCCACUUUGGGCGUUAUGAUCGGUGCUGAAUGCCAUCAUCAGGCUGUCUGCGAGGGAUGUCAGCGGCCUAUAUCCGACCGAUUUCUGAUGCGGGUCAACGAAUCGUCGUGGCACGAGGAGUGUUUGCAGUGCGCGGUGUGUCAACAGCCGCUUACCACAACUUGCUACUUCAGAGAUAGGAAACUCUACUGCAAAAUUGACUACCAACAGCUGUUUGCCACCAAGUGCAGUGGUUGCCUGGAGAAUAUAGCUCCUACUGAGUUUGUGAUGCGUGCCCUGGAGUGUGUGUACCACCUGGGCUGUUUCUGCUGCUGCGUGUGCGACAGGCAGCUGUGCAAAGGAGACGAGUUUGUCCUCAAGGAGGGCCAGCUGCUCUGCAAGAGCGACUACGAGAGGGAGAAGGAACUGCUCAGCUCCAUGAGCCCUGAUGCCUCAGAUUCAGAGAAGAGUGAAGCUGAGGAGCUGGACGGGAAGCCUGAGAAGGGCUCUGGGGGCCAGGGGAAGGGCAGUGACGACGGGAAAGACCCUCGCCGUCCCAAACGGCCACGCACCAUCCUGACCACGCAGCAGAGGAGAGCCUUCAAGGCGUCCUUCGAGGUGUCCUCCAAACCCUGCCGGAAGGUUAGAGAGACGCUGGCGGCAGAGACGGGCCUUAGUGUCCGUGUUGUCCAAGUGUGGUUCCAGAACCAAAGAGCCAAGAUGAAGAAGCUAGCCCGGAGACAGCAACAACAGCACGAGCAGCAGAACUCCCAAAGGCUUGGCCAAGAAGUGAUGUCGGGUCGGAUGGAGGGCCUGCUGAGCUCCUACACCCCCCUGGGCCCCCCUCAGCAGCAGCAGCUAGUGGCUAUGGAGCAGAACGGAUACGGCACCGACCCCUUCCAGCAUGGACUCACCCCGCCACAGAUGCCCGGAGACCACAUGAACCCAUACGGAAAUGACUCCAUUUUCCACGACAUCGACAGCGACACGUCCCUCACCAGCCUCAGCGACUGUUUCAUGGCGGCGUCCGACAUUGGCUCCCUGCAGGUGCGGGUGGGGAACCCCAUCGACCGUCUCUACUCCAUGCAGAGCUCUUACUUUGCCUCCUGAAAGUCAACCCUGAACCGAA